This is a messenger RNA of Pseudoliparis swirei, 3023 nucleotides long. RefSeq names its product ectonucleoside triphosphate diphosphohydrolase 4 (gene entpd4). Gene Ontology annotation, biological process: nucleoside diphosphate catabolic process. The transcript has 13 exons. Gene Ontology annotation, molecular function: nucleoside diphosphate phosphatase activity. Lineage: Eukaryota; Metazoa; Chordata; Actinopteri; Perciformes; Liparidae. The record is from RefSeq and is a predicted model, not a curated record. Bases 240 to 2084 code for a protein of 614 amino acids. Gene Ontology annotation, cellular component: membrane.
CACUUACCGGAGACCUGCCACAUACGAGCUCAGCGUUAGCCAGCGGUUAGCAUCUGGCGGCACUGAAAUGUAACUAAUAUUUUUCAAGAAAACGGAGGGACUUUAAUGUAUUUGCGAGUCACGAUGACGAGUGCGGGACCAGCGAUGGAGCCGUGGAUCAAGCCACAGCUCCGAUCUGCAGGAGACUGAUCAUUGAUUUACAGUUUUAAGUACACUAACAAGUACAAGACGUCGGCAUCAUGGGAAGGAUCAGCUUCUCGUGCCUUUUCCCAGCACCGUGGCAUUUCAGCCUCUCGUCCCAGGUUCUUCCUCGGCUCCUGGUACCUUCCCUCAGACAGCUGCUCUUCAUCGGCCUGGUGCUCUGCCUCAUAGGACUGCUCUACCUGCUGCUUGUCACUGGAAAGGGGCACGCCAGAUGGAUCAGAGAGGAAAAUCACUUCCACAGGCACUUGGCAAAGGUGAAUGAUGUGGAUGCAGCAGAUACAAGCAACCCCAACCUGAACUACGGCCUGGUGGUGGACUGUGGCAGCAGUGGCUCCAGGGUAUUUGUGUACUGCUGGCCCCGGCAUAACGGUAAUCCCCGUGAACUGCUGGACAUUCGGCAAAUGAGAGAUCAACACCGCAAGCCGGUGGUCAUGAAGAUCAAACCAGGUAUCUCUGAAUUGGCUAAAACACCUGAGAAAGCGAGUGAUUAUAUCUAUCCACUUCUGAGCUUUGCGUCCGAACACAUUCCCAAAAAUAAGCACCAAGAAACUCCCUUGUACAUCCUGUGCACCGCCGGAAUGAGAAUCCUUCCUGAAAGUCAACAAGAAGCACUUCUUGAGGAUCUGAGAACUGACAUCCCCGUCCACUUCAACUUCCUCUUCUCCGAUUCCCAUGUGGAAGUGAUUUCUGGAAAACAGGAAGGUGUCUAUGCAUGGAUUGGAAUAAACUUUGUCCUCGGAAGGUUCAACCAUGUGCACGAUGAUGACAAAGCUGUCGUGGAGGUUCAUGUCCCAGGCAGCGAUCAGCAGGAGGCGCUGAUGAGGAAAAGGACUGCCGGUGUCCUGGACAUGGGCGGCGUCUCCACACAGAUCGCAUACGAAGUGCCCAAAACUGUAAGCUUUGCUUCUCCACAGCAGGAGGAAGUUGCCAAGAACUUACUGGCAGAGUUCAACUUGGGGUGUGACGCACAUCGCACAGAGCAUGUUUAUCGUGUUUACGUGUCCACCUUCCUGGGUUUUGGAGGAAAUGCGGCGCGGCAAAGAUACGAGGAGAGUGUCGUUAGAAAUACCGCCACUCGAAACAAGCUGUUGGGUCAGCGUAUGGGCGAGACCGCAGAGUCUCCCCUCCUGGACCCGUGUCUUCCCGCAGACCUGCGGGAUGAAAUCGGUCCAUCGACGCAGAAGCUGCAUCUGCGAGGCACGGGACACUUUGACCAGUGCCGACAGAUUCUGCAGCCGUUCCUCAACCGCACCAACGAGACCCUGAGCUCCCUCAGCGGCAUCUACCAGCCCGCCAUCGACUACGCCAACAGUCAGUUCUACGGCUUCUCUGAGUUCUACUACUGCACGGAGGAUGUGCUGCGCAUGGGAGGGGACUACAACGCUUCCAAGUAUGCCCACGCUGCCAAGAGUUACUGUUCCACCCAGUGGAAGACUCUGAGGGAGCAGUUUGACUCUGGCUGGUACGCCUCGCAUGCUGACCAUCACAGACUAAAGUACCAGUGUUUUAAAUCCGCCUGGAUGUAUGAAGUCUUGCACUCGGGCUUCUCUUUCCCAGACAACUAUACAAACCUGAGGACGGCCCUCUUGGUCCACGAUAAGGAGGUCCAAUGGACUCUUGGAGCUAUUCUUUACAGAACACGCUUUCUGCCUUUGAGGGACAUACCUCAGGAAAGUCUGAAAGGAGUUCAUUCUCACUGGCGGCACAGCUUUUCCUUUGUCAACAACCACUAUUUAUUCCUGGCUUGUUUCUUCAUUGUGUUGUUGUCUAUUGUGCUGUACUUACUGCGACUCCGCCGCAUCCAUCGGCGCGCCACCCCUUCCUCUGUGACGUGGUUGGAGGAGGGCCUCGGCUCACCCAAACUCCCGAUCAACCUCUAAGCCUUUCGUAGAGUAAAGUCUGGAAAGCAUGUCUGAAAUUCCAACGCCCAUCUAAUUUUUUUCUCUGAGGCCAUCUGCUUGUUCGGUGAGCUUUAGAAGUCUGCUCCCCUGAAAACUCUUUUACGAGUUAAAACAGAGAUGCUAUUGAGAAUUUGACAUAUAGGAAGAUUAUACGCGAGUCUACAGGCUUACCUGAGCCAUGAACAGCUUUGUAUUAAAGUUGUUUAAUAAUGACAUGUCUUUUUUUUAGACAUUCUUACAUUCUUGGCUGCAGGUGUCCUCUUUGAUUUUUAAUAAAGAAAAAGAUAACGGUACUUUGUUCACUAUCAAAUGAUCCAAAUGAAUAAAUAGUCUAUAGCUUGAAUUUCACAAAGUUGGAAACCUUGGACAUUUGCCUUUCUUUCUGCCUUUUAUGUCUAUCAUCAACAUUUUUUUGUUUUUGUUUGUUUUUAUAGUUGGAAAAUGGUACAAGCACUCGCUGUUUCUUACAGGAACCUCAAAUGCAAUGCGAAUAAUUGUUGGAAGCAGCAAGAGAUGCACUUCCCAGCUGGAACGUUUGUUUUUUGUGCGUCUCCCUCAAAUGUUGAUGCCUCAACAAGACAAGUAGCCUUUCAGAGCUAUACUAGUGCAAUACAUGUCUUGUCACUGUUGGGGAACUCUCCAAAACACGUCUUUUCUUUUGUCAAGAGUAUCGGUCUCUUAAAGCCCUGCUGCAAUUAUAUUGUUGGCUCAUCGGACUUUAAAGUUGGAAACCGUUGCAUAUAUUUACGUUGGACUUCAUUUUUGGAAGCCGUCAUACCACUGCUGUGAGGGGAUUGUAAAUGAGGGCACAUGCCCCAGUAUUUAUAAUUUUUUUAAAACGGUCUAUCUUGAAAUGUCUGCACAGAUGGAUGCAAAAUAAAUGUCCAAUUACAAUUCAGUAAUAAAGUGUUUAUGGUA